AAUCAAGCGUGUUUCUCUAAUUAUACAGCGGGGAGCCUCCUCGGUUACUUUUAACGCGUCAUAACUGAAGAGCUCCUUCUUUCCUUUUUUCCCCCCCUCUUUUUGGUCUCGAUCUGUAGGCUGUUACACAGCCCACUCAGUUUCUAAUUGGUUUGCUAUCCGUAGCGUAUUCCUCAUUCUUUUCCUCCAUCACUGUGAAUCUAUUGCUUAUGUGCACACCUCGUCACCAUAUAAAAUCUUAAAAUAACCCGAUACAUAAUAACAUUCGCCGAAAUGAGAAGUUGAUGAUAAUCACGUCGUCUGCGUUUAAAUGACGCUUUUAUUUGUCAAACUGCACUCCGAAGCCUGAUUUCUCUUCGCGGAGACCGUGUGAUUUUUACCCGGGAAUCGAGUUCUGCCUUGCAGCCUCUCUCGCCCCAGGAAGGACCUGUCACCAUCGAGCUGGAUAUGUUGACAUCAACGUAAAGAUGGAUUUAGUUUUCGGUCUCUUGUGGUUUCUCACUGUGUUUCUGGAAGACAUUUAUUGCCAAGGAGUCUACGCUCCCCCUACUGUCCGUAUUGUACACUCCGGCCACGCGUGCAAUAUCGAGGAGGAGCGCUACACGGAGAGGGUGUACACCAUCCGUGAAGGAGAGACCCUCGAACUGACCUGUUUGGUCACUGGGCACCCUCGACCACAGAUACGAUGGACCAAGACAGCGGGCAGCGCCUCAGAUCGCUUCCAGGACUCCAGCGUAUUCAACGAGACGCUACGUAUCGCCAAGAUCCAGAGGCACCAAGGGGGGCGCUACUACUGCAAGGCUGAGAACGGCCUGGGCUCACCCGCCAUCAAGUCCAUUCGCGUUGACGUCUACUAUCUGGACGACCCCAUAGUGACUGUGCACCAGAGCAUUGGCGAGGCCAAGGAGCAGUUUUAUUAUGAGAGAACGGUGUUCCUGCGCUGCGUCGCCAACUCCAACCCCCCUGUGCGCUACAGCUGGCGGCGUGGGCGCGAGGUGCUGUCCCAGGGCUCGGACAAGGGGGUGGAGAUCUACGAGCCCUUCUUUACACAGCAGGGGGAGACGAAGAUCCUGAAGCUGAAGAACCUGCGGCCGCAGGAUUACGCCAACUACAGCUGCAUCGCCUCUGUCCGCAACGUGUGCGGCAUCCCGGACAAAAACGUCCUCUUCAGGCUCACAAAUAAAACAGCAUCACCCACCAUUAAACUCUUGGUGGAGGAUCCCAUUGUGGUGAACCCAGGCCAGACGGUAACCCUGGUGUGUAUCACCUCCGGAGGAGAACCCACGCCCACGUUGACGUGGGUGCGCAACUUGGAGCCACUCCCUGAGAAAAGUGUGCUCAACGGAGGAACACUGACCCUACCGGCCAUCACCUCGGAGGAGGCGGGCGUCUACAGCUGCGUGGCCAACAACAAUGUGGGCAACCCCGCCAAAAAGUCCACCACCAUCAUCAUCAGAGCACUGAAGAAAGGUCGUUUCUGGAUUACCCCCGACCCCUACCACAAUGAUGACAACAUCCAGAUCGGCCGUGAGGUGAAGAUCUCCUGCCAGGUGGAAGCCACUCCUCCAGAGGAGCUGAUGUUCAGCUGGCUGAAGAAUGGGCGGGCGCUUCGCAGCUCCGAGCGGAUGGUCAUCACGCAGACGGACCCGGACGUCUCGCCGGGAACAACCAACUUAGACAUCAUCGACCUCAAGUUCACAGACUUUGGCACCUACACCUGUAUGGCCUCGCUCAAGGGAGGAGGCAUCCCAGAAAUCAGCAUCGAUGUCAACAUUUCCUCCACCACUGGUUCUCCUCUGUUUUUUCCUUUUUUAGUUCCCCCGAACCUGACAGUCCCGCGUGGGAAGUCCCCCCUGGUGACCCAGGAGGGCGACACGGUGGAGCUGCAGUGCCUUGUUUCAGGAAAGCCCAAGCCCAUCAUCCUGUGGUCCAGGGCUGACAAGGAAGCGCCCAUGCCGGAUGGGAACAUGCAGUCGGAGAGCUACGAUGGUGUCCUGAGGAUCGUCAACGUCUCCCGGGAAAUGACAGGCUCCUACCGCUGCCAGACCAGCCAGUACAACGGCUUCAACGUCAAGCCCCGGGAAGCCAUAGUGGAGCUCAUCGUGCAGUAUCCACCCACCGUGGAGCCGGUUUUCACCGAAAUCCGUCAGGGUAUCAGCCGCACUUUUUCCAUGAACUGCCGAGUUCUGCGGGCACACCCCCACAAGGUGCUCAAGUACGAGUGGAGGCUGGGGAACCGCGUUCUGAGCACCGGCCUGGUGGACUCCCGCGACGAGACCGAGUACAACGUGCGGAGCCUGAACCGCGAGGGAUAUGGGGAGUACACCUGCGACAUCAGUAACGAGGCCGGUGCCGGCCGCUGCAGCUUCCUGGUCACGGGGAAGGCCUAUGCCCCAGAAUUCUACUAUGACACCUACAGCCCCCUGUGGCAGAACAGACCACGUGUUUAUGAUUUCAAGCUACAGUGGACCCAGAUGAACCCCAACGCUGUUGACCGCAUCAUGGCCUACCGCUUGGGAUUCCGCCAGACAGGGCAGCAGAGAUGGUGGGAGCAGGAGAUCCCCAUAGAAGGAGUGAUUCAGAAAGGGGAGCUAAUCACCUAUAACCUCACUGAGCUAAUCAAGCCUGAGGCCUACGAGGUUCGCCUCACCCCCAUCACUCGAUUUGGAGAAGGCGAUUCCACCAUCAGGAUUGUCAAAUACAGUGCUCCAAUCAACCCCCAUCUUCGAGAGUUCCACUGCAGUUUCGAGGAGGAGCCCAUCUGUAUGUUCACCCAGGAGAAGGGCGACGAUUUCGACUGGACCAGGCAUAGUGCAGCCACCCGGGACACGAAGUAUACUCCCAACACUGGGCCGAGCAGCGAUCGAAGCGGAUCCAAGCAGGGUUUCUACAUGUACAUUGAGACGUCUCGACCUCGCUUGGAAGGGGAAAAGGCACGUCUACUGAGCCCCACCUUCAACGUAGCCCCUAAAAGCCCAUAUGGGGCCACCAACUCUGCCUACUGCUUCAGCUUCUAUUACCACAUGUAUGGGAAGCAUAUAGGGACCUUGAAUGUCUACUUGCGGCAGAAGGGCCAGGCAGCGUCCGACAGCCCCAUUUGGACUCUAAGUGGUAACCAAGGGGACCGGUGGAGGCAGGCAAAAGUGAACAUCCACCCCAUCUCCUCCUUCCAGAUGGUUCUGGAAGGCAUCCGAGGUCCAGGCAUCGAGGGCGAUAUUGCCAUAGAUGACGUCACCAUUGAAGAAGGGGUGUGCGGUGACCCUCCACCGAAUAAUCUGCGGAAUAUGGCCCCUCCUACGGCCACCCAUAUACGGCAGCUAUACGUCACCCUUCUCCUGGCCCUGUUCAGCCUUCGGAGGUGACCUUCCUCUGGCAGAGGCUACAGAAGGAUCAACCGGCACUGGCACCAAGAAGGAGUCUCCAUACUAGGACCUUCAAUUUAUAAUUACCAAAGAUUCAUCCAGCGGGAUUUCUGAGGAGGCACGCAGCACAUCGAGGGUACAAGGAGCAGCGAAAACACAAGCGAAAGGGAGAAAACCAUCGAGAAAACAACACAAUAAUAAUGAAGAUUCUAUGAUUUUUUAAAUGAAAUAUAUGCAUAGUGCGUUCCCGAGGCUGACAUCUGGAAGUCCAUCGUUGACUCUUUUUUUUCUGGAGCUGGGAUCGCUCCCAGAGCAGUGGAUUCCAUCAAAAUGGCAGAGGUCUGCUUGUGAAGAAGAAGAGGAGAAGUCUGUAAAGCACAAGGACAUGGCUGGGUGUUAUCAUAUGAAAUUAGUUGUGUAUUUUUUUUUUUUUUAAAGUGAGGCUUUUUCUGCUCUGAUGGCCUAAGGUAUUAUAAUCAGGGUCUUAAAAAAAACCUGAUCUAUAACUAUUGAAUGCUUUAGGAGUAUUAAUUUGCCCAGUCCUCUUGUGAUCACUGGAAGUAUCAUCGCAAACCACCUAGCUAUGUUCUUACGCCUUCGGCUGUGAGGUUUUCCUUUCUAGUAAUUUCCAAAUCUCUUCUUAAACUUUCUCAUAGUUUCCUUCUGCCUCCGUUUGCUUUCAGCCAGCAGCGUUUACUCCCCCUGCAGGCCUAAAAUGGUAAUGUUUCGUUUACACGAUGAAAAGGCUAUGCUCCAACGCCCCCAUACGACUUUCCGGCCAUCAUCUAAUGACGUGGCGGCCCACGCGCCCUAGUCCGUUUGUAAGAAGGUUGCUUGGGGGUUGCGGGAAGGUGGUUGUUCUCUCUAACAUCCGUCUGUCGCGACUGGCCCAUCCAAGGAAAAGGAGCCGUUGUCUGCCAUGAAACCAAGUGCCUUCAGAUUUAAAGUAAAAACGCGACCCUGGAAGAUCUAGUAAGCCUCAUCCACUGAAGGUUGCAGUGCUAACCGUGGGCUGUUUUCUACGAAAUCCCUCGCCCUGCUGCCACUGCGUUUAGGCGAAGAAUGGGACUGCGAUGGACGGUCGAUGCUGUGAUAAGUGCACGGAUAAGGAACGUAUGCCGACAGCCCAGCUUCAGACAAUGGAAAACGCGAGCAAACUUCCUUGGUUCAAUCGUAGGCAAUUUCCAUACGACAGCCAUGGCCUGUGAGUUUGAAACAGCCAGCGACACCCAAGCAGGACUCAAUCCGGUGAACUAUGAAUGUAGAUCAAUGGGCUGGAGUCUGGAUACCUGGAGCUCAAUAAUGGGAAAAAAAAACUGGAAGAACACAAACAAACAAACAAACAAACAGUCCCUUGUAAAAGCGAUGGCCCUACUUUUCGAGAGAAACCCCACCCACAACUUGAGGGCCCUCAGAGUGCUAAGAAGGGGCAGCUUUGUCACAUCUUAGGACCACGAUGCGAGGAACUCCUCGCCUUCGGGACCUUACUACACCACGGUGAAAUCGGGGCACCCUGUGCCCUCCCCCGCCUCUGCCAUUUCUAUCCAGCUGUGUGGAUUCUGACAAAAUUAUUUUAUUACUCAAGCGAGAGUGUGACUCUGCUUUUACACAAACUGUAUGACUUUGGAACUACCUGAGACCAUUCAUUACCUUAACCAGCUGGUUUUUGAAGACGUAUUGUAAGAUCACCCCUCAUAUCAUUGGUUAUGAUGACAUUCAAAGACUUGUUUUUUUUCCUCUUUUUUUUGUUCUGUUGAUGGUCUGACGUUUUAACUUCAUAUAACAAAAGUUAAUUAACUCUUUUCGUUUCUCUUGGAAACAUAUCCCCUUGUUUCUUGAGACCCUCGCGUCACGAUAAUAUUGGAAAGAUCAGAAAACAAUAUGCAAAUAAAUUUGGUGAAUAAAUUAUUUAAACGAGAGUUCUAUUAGGUAACAUUUGUGAGUAUUCAUACAAAAAGCACAAGAUGUAACAAUAAACGUUCAAUACAAGGCCUCAUUUAUCGCUUAUUAUUGAGUAGAUUUUCUCACCCAAAUUUAAAGUGAUAUCCCUACAUCUUAUGACAAGAAAAGAAAAAAAUUUUACAUCUGUGUUCAAUAAAGCUUUUUUCGGGUAAGGUGUGACUUAUUGCAUGUGUGUUUGCUGUUUUAUAAUAUCAAAAAUAUAACAAAAGCUCAUGUUACAAUUAGGCAUUUGACUCCCAUGCCGUAAACCAUCACAGCUCCAUGUUUGAUAGCUUUGUUUAUUACUGCGUUAUGUCAGCAUUUAAAGGUCCCUCGUAAACGCUUGUCUCAAGUUCGAAACGGAUGGAAAAAAAGGACAAAUCCGUACGCCGUGUCUCGCAGAUUGAUUCUUAUUUGAAUUAUUUUUGUAUAUUUAUUUUUUUAAAGCUUUUAGUGUGCUGACACUGGAUGAGAGCAGACUCCUUCCUCCUCGUUUAAUCGCACAUAGCUACCACCAGCGAAUUGAUUGUGAAAGCAUUCUCUCUUGCUUCUUACCAUAUGGUGCUUAUUCAGUGUAAUUCUGAGCUGAUGUCAAAGGGUCAACAAGAAGCCCCUCCCCCAACCCAUUUGACAUAGUCAUAAAGCUUUUACUGAUAUCAAUAUACAAUUCAAGUCUUUACUGCUUACAGUUAAAUUCAUAUAUGUGGAAUUUGACAUUAACUGUCAUCUCCAAAAAACGGAAAAUUAAGCCCUCGUGCUUUGAUUCCAAUUAAGUUUCCCAGAAUGAAUUCUUUGUGGCUAUAAUUAUCCUCUAAAUCCAUUCAUAUGUAUGUCCUAUAUAAGCCCAAUAUAGACAUAUAUAUAUGUGAUUUUUCAAUUUUUCCCUUUAUGAUUAUAGAGUAUAAUUACAAAUAAAAACAUCUCAGAUGCUUACUUUCCAUUAUGUGUGCUUAAUAGUUUAUUUAACAAGUUUGUAAGAAUACGGAUCUCAUUUACUGUCCUUUCAUUGUAAUCUACUGUCUUACCAUGCUCAGCCAUUUCUAUCUGUUAAGUACAUGUUAAAAUGUUCACGUAUAAAUUGUAAAACACAUGAUUAUGUUUCUUAAGAUAAUAAAUAAAUUGAUAAACAGGCUUUCAAACAUCGUAGUCACGGAACUCGUCGCUGCAAAGCUGCAAACCCAUAAGAUGGGUUGACUUGUAUUUAUAUGGAAAUCUUGGGAAAAUAUCUUCAGUGCUACUUUAGAUCUGCCCUCUAUGAACAGAAUGAUCCAGAGGUAUUUUUGUACCAUAUUUUCGCUCCUCUGUGGAGGUCAGGACAACAAAGUGCUGUUGUUUUCUACUUCCUUGUAUAAAAAAGAAAAUGGAUGAAUAACCCUGGAAUUUAUUUGUGCUGAAACAUGCGAUGAUUUAGUCAUCUAUACUUUUCAUGCGGUUGGACACAUCUCAUAAGGAUACAUGCUAAAUUUAUGGAUAAUGGGUGGUUGUUUUGUCACGCUUGUAUGAAGGACCGAUGUCUGUCCAUGAGUUUGAUCAUUUAUUGUUGGUUUAUUGUGCCACAAGCCUAUAUUGGUGUCACUCCAUCAUGUUGAAGGACAUUUUUGCAUAUAUUAACUUACACUGCAAUUAAUGGACUGUAAAAUAUAAAAUUUUUGGGCAGCUCAUCAAAUACUGUGGAGAUGUCCUUCCAGAUUGGUUUUUAAAUAAAUAAUUACCUUCUGAAA
Messenger RNA from Brienomyrus brachyistius, 7024 nucleotides. RefSeq names its product MAM domain containing glycosylphosphatidylinositol anchor 2a (gene mdga2a). Gene Ontology annotation, biological process: homophilic cell-cell adhesion. The coding region runs from base 468 to 3362 and encodes 964 amino acids. The record is from RefSeq and is a predicted model, not a curated record. Gene Ontology annotation, molecular function: protein binding. Gene Ontology annotation, cellular component: plasma membrane. NCBI's taxonomy places the organism in Eukaryota, Metazoa, Chordata, Actinopteri, Osteoglossiformes, Mormyridae. The transcript has 17 exons.